Molecule: messenger RNA, 2020 nt
Organism: Nothoprocta perdicaria
Lineage: Eukaryota; Metazoa; Chordata; Aves; Tinamiformes; Tinamidae
Gene: GRK2
Product: G protein-coupled receptor kinase 2
Exons: 20
Coding region: 11-1951 (646 amino acids)
Biological process (GO): G protein-coupled receptor signaling pathway; regulation of signal transduction; protein phosphorylation
Molecular function (GO): G protein-coupled receptor kinase activity; G protein-coupled receptor binding; ATP binding
Source: RefSeq, a predicted model, not a curated record
CCGCAGCGUCAUGCAGAAGUACCUGGAGGACCGGGGGGAGGUGACCUUCGACAAGAUCUUCGCGCAGAAGAUCGGGUACCUGCUCUUCCGCGACUUCGCCCUCAACCAGGCAGAGGAGGCCAAGCCCCUGAUGGAGUUCUAYGAGGAGAUCAAGAAGUAUGAGAAGCUGGACUCGGAGGAGGAGCGAGCCGCCCGGAGCCGCCACAUCUUCGACCAUUACAUCAUGAAGGAGCUGCUGGCCUGCUCYCACCCCUUCUCCAAGAGCGCCACGGAGCACGUGCAGAGCCGCCUGAGCAGGAGGCAGGUGCCCCCCGACCUCUUCCAGCCCUACAUUGAAGAGAUCUGCCAGAACCUGCGUGGGGGCAUCUUCCAGAAAUUCAUUGAGAGUGACAAGUUCACGCGGUUCUGCCAGUGGAAGAACGUGGAGCUGAACAUCCAUCUGACCAUGAACGACUUCAGCGUUCACCGCAUCAUUGGCCGUGGCGGCUUCGGGGAGGUCUACGGCUGCCGGAAAGCGGAUACGGGCAAAAUGUACGCCAUGAAGUGCUUGGACAAGAAACGCAUCAAGAUGAAGCAGGGYGAAACGCUGGCCCUCAACGAGCGAAUCAUGCUGUCCCUCGUCAGCACUGGGGACUGCCCGUUCAUCGUGUGCAUGUCGUACGCCUUCCACACGCCCGACAAGCUCAGCUUCAUCCUGGACCUCAUGAACGGGGGGGACCUGCACUAUCACCUCUCUCAGCACGGGGUCUUCUCGGAGGCGGAGAUGCGGUUCUAUGCCGCUGAGAUCAUCCUGGGCUUGGAGCACAUGCACAGCCGCUUCGUGGUGUAUCGCGAUCUCAAGCCGGCGAACAUCCUUCUGGAUGAAUUCGGGCACGUCCGCAUCUCCGACCUGGGCCUGGCCUGCGAUUUCUCCAAGAAGAAGCCCCAUGCCAGCGUGGGCACCCACGGCUACAUGGCUCCGGAGGUGCUGCAGAAGGGGGUGGCGUAUGACAGCAGCGCCGACUGGUUCUCGCUGGGCUGCAUGCUCUUCAAGCUGCUCCGGGGGCACAGCCCGUUCCGGCAGCACAAGACGAAGGACAAGCACGAGAUUGACCGUAUGACCCUCACCAUGGCCGUGGAGCUGCCCGACUCCUUCUCGCCCGAGCUGCGCUCCUUGCUCGAAGGGCUGCUGCAGCGGGACGUCAACCGGCGCCUGGGCUGCAUGGGGCGCGGGGCCCAGGAGGUGAAGGAGGAGCCGUUCUUCCAGGGCCUGGACUGGCAGAUGGUUUUCCUGCAGAAGUACCCACCGCCCCUGAUCCCGCCGCGCGGAGAGGUGAACGCAGCCGAUGCCUUUGACAUCGGCUCCUUCGACGAGGAGGACACGAAGGGCAUCAAGCUGCUGGAGAGUGACCAGGAGCUCUACCGCAACUUCCCGCUCACCAUCUCGGAAAGGUGGCAGCAGGAGGUGACCGAGACCGUCUUCGAAGCUGUCAACGCYGACACCGACAAGCUGGAGGCUCGCAAGAAAGCCAAGAACAAGCAGCUGGGCCACGAGGAAGACUACGCCAUGGGCAAGGACUGCAUCAUGCACGGCUACAUGGCCAAGCUGGGCAACCCCUUCCUCACGCAGUGGCAGCGCCGCUACUUCUACCUCUUCCCCAACCGCCUCGAGUGGCGCGGGGAGGGCGAGUCACCGCAGUCGCUGCUCACCAUGGAGGAGAUCGACUCGGUGGAGGAGACGCAGGUGAAGGAGCGCAAGUGCAUCCUGCUGCGCAUCCGCGGCGGCAAGCAGUUCGUGCUGCAGUGCGAUAGCGACCCGGAGCUGGUGCAGUGGCGGAAGGAGCUGCGCGACGCCCAGCGCCAGGCCCAGCAGCUGCUGCAGCGGGUGCCGCGCAUGCAGAACAAGCCCCGCUCGCCCGUGGUGGAGCUCAGCAAAGUGCCCUUCAUCCCGCGCUCCACCAACGGCCUCUGACGCCGCGCCCCGCCGCCCGCGUGCCCUCGUCCCCACCUCUAAUUUAUUGGGUUGGGCUCCUGCGCGUCC